[Candida] anglica is the source of this 836-nucleotide messenger RNA. NCBI's taxonomy places the organism in Eukaryota, Fungi, Ascomycota, Pichiomycetes, Serinales, Debaryomycetaceae. The record is from the annotation of a GenBank genome assembly.
UACUCUUCAUGCCACCAACCACAACAUUUGUAAGACUAAAUAAGAGAUCUACGGUGCCACUUCGAAUACAUGUGAAUCGAAAGAAAUUAAUUCUGUCCUCGAUAUUUGAUUCCACAAUUGGACUGAGUCAAAGAGCUAAAGCAAUUGUCACUUUGAAGAAAAUCAACUUUAUUAGGCUUUCAAACAAAGAUAUAAAUGCUCUUACCCAAUCUACUGAGGAGGAAAUACUAAAUGUUCUUUUAAAUUCUCCAAUAAAUUCUCUAAUUCAGGAGUCUUCCUCAAAAGAUGUUGCAAAUAUUCCAUCAACUUCUGUUUGUAUCGAUUUGAAUAAAUCGAAAUGGAAGGCACAUUUAGUUGUAUCCAUAAAGUUUUUAAUACUAUUAAGAGUGAGUAUAGGGGUUAGACUAUCACUGGAGGAUAACAUUAUAGCAGAAAAGUACUUAGGUGUCAAAAAUUCUGGUGGAACUUUAAGAUUAGUUACUAAACAAUCUUAUGUUAAUCCAGUAGUUUUAGUUGAAGAUGAAGAAGAAUCACUCUUAAAAGAAAAUCAAAAAGAUAAUAAAAAGACGAAUAUGUCCAUAAAAUAUACUAGUGAAUAUUUAUUGGAUGAUAUUGGAGGACCAAUUGAUCUAUAUGUCUAUGAAAGACCACAAUCAUAAUGUCAAAAGUAUGAUAAGGUGAUAGAUGCUAGUCGCGGCCAUUUUAUGACUAUAUAACUCACUUAUAUCAUGUUGAAUGCUACGAAAUUGCUCCUCAAUUCGUUGUACAUGUCUUGCGCAUUUAAUUUUAAAACUUUCAUGAAAAGAAGGCGAAUUGCAAGGACAUCUGAUAAUAUG